AUGGCUGCAGAUGCAAGCUUUGACUUCUGGCAGGGCAAGAUUGGUACACCCCUGGCGAUACUCUUGCGCAAAGCUGGCUACAACUUGGAAACGCAGUAUGCGCACAUGCGAUUCAUUCUGGACUGCACCGUUCCGGCCUUGGGGCCUGCGUACUCGCCCUCGGGCAAUAUUCUACCCUGGCAAAGCUUUAUGACAGACGACCACACUCCUGUCGAGUUUAGCUGGGAAUGGGGUCAUACUGGCGAAGACCCGAGCAUACGGUAUGCCUUGGAACCGAUCGGGUUCUCCGCAGGCGGCUGUCUGGACCCGUUGAAUCUGCAGGCAUCGCGAAAUCUCAUCAAAGAGCUCCAGCACACCGUUCCAACUCUCAAUCUUCGCUGGUACAACCACUACGCGGAACGACUCCUACCAAACAAUCAUGCCCCGGUCUCGCAACAUACGGCUUUGCUGGGGAAGUCCCCUGCAGAUACCUCAUCAUCUUCUUUCAUAGCCUACGACUUGAGGAGGAAAGGGCCCAUGACAGUCAAAGCAUAUUUUAUCCCUUCCGUCCGGGCAACCCAUUCCAAAGUGUCGAACUUCGACCUCAUUGUCCAAGCAAUCCACAGCCUUCCAGAAGUUCGAGCCGGGGCAUUCCAAGCUCUAGAGUUGCUGACGGAAUUCACCCAGAAAGAUCCUCUUGGCUCAGCACUGGAAUGCGACAUACUUGGUAUCGACUGCGUGCCCGAGGAGUACGCGCGCCUCAAAAUUUACCUGCGUUCCAGAUGCACCAGUUUCGACUCGAUCAGAUCGAUCAUGACCCUCGGCGGUCGCAUCCAGAGCCCAGAAAACGAGCGAGCCUUCCGCGAUCUUUUCGAACUUUGGCAGGCACUCUUCUUCCCUGACAAGCAACAAGUCACAAGCACUGGCGGAGACUUACAGCCAUGCGCCCAUCGCACGGCUGGCGUUCUUUACUAUUUCGACUUUUCCAAAACCAAACCAAAGCCGGUGCCGAAAGUGUACCUGCCCGUGCGCCAUUACGGGAAGUCAGAUUAUCAGAUCGCGACAGCGUUGUGUACGUAUAUGAAGCGAAGAGACAAGCAGCAAGAGGCGCGUCAGUAUCUGUCAGCACUUGAAGAGAUCUUCACCAGUCGUAAACUCGAGAACAGCCUGGGCGCUCAGACGUAUAUAGCCUGCGCUAUCAAAGGCGGCCAGCUCAUGAUCACGUCGUAUAUCAAUCCCAAGAUAUACAGCAAGCCGACUAGCCAUCUUUGA
Messenger RNA from Penicillium verrucosum, 1251 nucleotides. RefSeq names its product SirD. The record is from RefSeq and is a predicted model, not a curated record. NCBI's taxonomy places the organism in Eukaryota, Fungi, Ascomycota, Eurotiomycetes, Eurotiales, Aspergillaceae. Gene Ontology annotation, biological process: alkaloid metabolic process. The transcript is spliced from 2 exons. Bases 1 to 1251 code for a protein of 416 amino acids. Gene Ontology annotation, molecular function: transferase activity, transferring alkyl or aryl (other than methyl) groups.